Molecule: messenger RNA, 1893 nt
Organism: Prunus mume (Japanese apricot)
Lineage: Eukaryota; Viridiplantae; Streptophyta; Magnoliopsida; Rosales; Rosaceae
Source: RefSeq, a predicted model, not a curated record
UAAAAAUCAGACAAAUAAAAUGACGAUAAAAUGAUGACGUUAACCCAAAACAAAUGGUAAUAAAACACAACCCUGCACAACAAUUUAGACAAAACUAAAAUAGUUGAACUUCUCUGUUGUUCUUCCAAUUGUUCUCUUCGGUCAUUUUUCUUCUUCUGCUAUUUUAUUCUUUGGGUUUUUGAGCUGAGAAUGUCUGGAGAAGAAGGUCAUCCAGUUGGAAUUGAUUUGGGGACAACGUACUCUUGCGUGGCAGUGUGGCAGCACGAUCGUGUUGAAAUCAUAGUGAACGAUCAGGGCAACAGGACCACUCCAUCUCACGUUGCCUUCACUGAUACUGAGACAUUGAUAGGCGAUGCUGCUUUUAACCAGGUCAUCAGAAACCCUACAAACUCCAUCUUUGAUGCAAAACGGUUGAUAGGAAGAAGAUUUAGUGAUGCAUGUGUUCAAGAUUAUAUGAAGCUCUGGCCCUUCAAGGUCAUUGAAGGUCCUGAUGAUAAGCCCAUGAUUGUGGUUACCAACAAGGGCCAAGAGAAGAAGUUUUCUGCUGAAGAAAUCUCAUCCAUGGUUCUGAUGAAGAUGCGAGAGAUUGCUGAGGCCUACCUCGGCUCAACUGUUAAGAAUGCGGUGAUCACAGUCCCUGCUUACUUCAAUGACUCGCAGCGUCAGGCUACAAAAAAUGCUGGUGCCACUGCUGGCUUAAAGGUGACACGUAUUAUCAACGAACCCACUGCUGCAGCCAUUGCUUACGGCAUUGACAAGAGGGCUGGUUGGUACAGCAAGAGAAAUGUGCUGAUGUUUGAUUUCGGUGGUGGUACGUUAGAUGUGUCCCUGCUUUCCAUAAGUUGUGGUGUCUUCGAAGUGAAGGCGACUGCUGGAGACACUCAGCUUGGAGGUGAAGACCUUGAUAACAAAAUGGUUAAUUUCUGUGUUGAGCAAUUCAAGAGGAAGCAUAAUUUAGAUGUGAGUGGAAACUCCAGGGCUCUUAGGAGGCUAAAAAAUAGUUGUGAGAAGGCAAAGAGGAGACUUUCCUUUACAUCUUCAACAGACAUUGAAAUUGACUGUUUGUAUGAGGGUACUGAUUUUUAUGUAACUGUUACUCGAGCUAAAUUUGAAGAACUCAAUAGGGAUAUCUUUGUCAAGUGUAUGGAGCCUGUGGAUAAGUGUUUGAAGGAUGCCAAAAUAGACAUAAGCAGUGUCCAUGAUGUUGUUCUUGUUGGUGGCUCAUCAAGAAUUCCCAAGGUGCAGCAACUUUUACAAAAUGUUUUCAAGGGUAAGGAGCUGUGCAGAGGCAUUAAUCCGGAUGAGGCUGUGGCUUAUGGUGCUGCUGUUCAGGCUGCAAUCUUGUGUGGCAAGGGAAAUGAGAAGCUUCAAGACCUCACUCUCUUGGAUGUCACCCCUCUAUCACUCGGUGUGGAGACUGGACGAGAGCGCGACAUGACAGUUGUGAUUCCAAGAAACACCAAGAUGCCUGUCAAGAAGAAUUAUCCUGUUACCACUCGCCAUGACAACCAAGCUGUUGUUAGAUUCGCCGUUUAUGAGGGCGAGAGUACAACGACGUUGAAUAAUUACUAUUUGGGUGAUUUUAGGCUCAAAGAUAUUCCUCCAGCUCCAAGGGGUGUCCCUAAAUUCAACAUCUGCUUUGAAAUUGAUGCCAACGGAAUUCUGAACGUAUCUGCCGAGGACGUGUUGACUGGCCAGAAGAAGGGGAUUACCCUCAGUAGCAAUGACACAAGUUGUGAGGGAAUUGAGAAGAUAAUGUAAGAAAGGUCAUGUUAUGAUGAACACUGAAACAGUCUGUUAUAAUUAACUGAGCUGACACAACUAUGUAAUUCUUCUUGGGUUUUAUAGAUAUAAUGUUUUCAACCAUUAUAUUAACUUUAAUUUGUAUCCCCU